Hevea brasiliensis (rubber tree) is the source of this 2027-nucleotide messenger RNA. RefSeq lists its product as uncharacterized. The transcript is spliced from 6 exons. The record is from RefSeq and is a predicted model, not a curated record. NCBI's taxonomy places the organism in Eukaryota, Viridiplantae, Streptophyta, Magnoliopsida, Malpighiales, Euphorbiaceae. The coding region runs from base 754 to 1779 and encodes 341 amino acids.
ACAUCAUCAGUGGGAGGCAAGUCUCUAUUUAAGGUAGGUCUAUCUCCUUCAUGUGUUUCAGCAUCUCUUCUUUCUGCCAUAACUGUAGGUGAGACUUUUUAACUUUUCCAGAUUCUCUUCAAAUUGUGCAAGCAAGCAAGACCCAUUAUUGUUUGGAUCCUUAAAAUGUUAGAAUUUAUUUAACAGGCACGAUUGAUAUAAUCCAGGUAAGGAAUGCGAAUAGCAAUGCUAUGCCACAAAGUCAAAGUCAUUCCCUUAUAAUUAUUGAACAAAUUAAAGCUCAAUAUCUAUUUUGUCAAAAUAAUAGCGAAUACUUUUGGCAUAAAUUAAUGGAAUUGCAACAACUACUUUAUUAUAUUUAAUUCUUUUUAUUUAUUAUAAAAAAAGGCAAACUCAUAUCCACUAAUGGAGAGGCUAUAAAGUUGCCUCUCUCUGUAAGACACUCAUAUUUGGUUGAAAAACUUGUUGAAAACUUUGCCGACGCAAAUUCACAAAUGUCCUCAAAAAGAUAGUGAUAUGAGAAACGCGUCAAGAUAUAUUUAUAUGAAAGAAAGACUGCCCAAAUGAGCAUUGAAUUCAAAGAUGUCUUUUUCAAACAAAAAGCUUUAAAACCUGGAUUUGAGAAGUAGCCUUGAAAGAUCACCGCAACAAGAAGGAAGAACCUUUUUUUUUUGAAACCAGAAGGAAGAACUUAAAAAUGCUCUCAUUUCUUAUCUUUCUUUCUUUGUUUUCUUUCCUAAAGGAUGGCUGAAGAUGUUUUGCUUUUUCAACAAGGAUUCAUUGAUCAUUAAGGCUCCUAAGAAAUCCCCAUUAGUAUUGAGAUUGGUGGUGCUAGCAUUUGCUAUGGUUUGUGGAGUCUACAUUUGCUCCAUAUGUAUAAAACAAAUAGGCCCCCACACAACAGCCACACUCCUAAAUUUCAAAGUAUUUGACCAACAAUGUAAUACUUCAAAUGCAGAACCGUGGGAACUUCAUUACAUGCACUACCCAGAACCUGAAACAUUUAGCAGGGAGGAAUGUGCCUGCAAUCCUGUAAGAUACUUUGCUAUCUUGUCCAUGCAAAGAUCCGGAAGUGGGUGGUUUGAGACAUUGUUAAAUAGUCAUAUUAAUGUUAGCUCUAAUGGAGAAAUCUUCGGAGCCAAAGAACGAAGGGCGAAUGUUUCUGCAAUUGUGAAGACAUUGGAUAAGGUAUACAAUCUUGAUUGGUUCAGCAGUGCUUCAAAGAACGAGUGCAAUGCAGCUGUUGGGUUCAAAUGGAUGCUUAAUCAGGGAGUGCUGGAACAUCACAAAGGUAUAGCGGAGUAUUUCAAGAAAAAAGGAGUUCAUGCGAUCUUCCUAUUCAGAAGGAAUUUGCUACGCAGAAUGAUAUCAGUACUUGCAAAUUCCUAUGACAAAAGCAAAAAACCACUCAAUGGAACCCACAAGUCUCAUGUCCACUCAUCUGUAGAGGCUAAGAUACUUGCAAAAUACAAGCCAAGAUUAAAUACCAGUACCUUGCUAUCCGAACUGAAGCACGUAGAUGAUAGAGCUAUCAGGGCCAUCAAGUACUUCAAGAGCACUCGCCACAUUGUUGUUUACUAUGAAGAUGUUGUGAGCAAUCGCACGAAACUCAAAGAGGUUCAGGAGUUUCUAAGGUUGCCACAUAGAGAGCUCACAAGUCGUCAGGUUAAGAUACACAGUGGAGCCUUAUCAGACCAAAUUCAGAACUGGGAUGAGGUCUCACAAGUACUGAAUGGAACAUCGUAUGAGAGCUUUCUUCAUUUAGACUAUCACAUGUAGGAUAACGACUUGAAUAACAGUGUUUUUUUUUUUUUUCAUAUCAAAUUUUGUAGCAAAGAAGCUUUCCACAGUUUUGGUCCUUGGAUGCAGCUAGACUUGCUAGGAUGCUGCCUCUUCCCUUACUCUCCUUGCGUUUUCUACCCAUCAUUACUUAAUGGUUAGAUUUAGAUAAGCCCUGUACUAGCAUCUAAACAUGAUCCUGUUCAUUCAAAUUCGCAAUAGCAAGUUAAAUUGUUAUCCUGGAUAAA